This is a messenger RNA of Arabidopsis thaliana (thale cress), 2738 nucleotides long. Its product is annotated as HAD-superfamily hydrolase, subfamily IG, 5'-nucleotidase. The transcript is spliced from 16 exons. Bases 868 to 2487 code for a protein of 539 amino acids. The record is from RefSeq and is marked reviewed. Lineage: Eukaryota; Viridiplantae; Streptophyta; Magnoliopsida; Brassicales; Brassicaceae.
GAUUUAAUGUGUCACGUGGCACUACUUCUUUUGGGAUCUCUUCUUCUUCAGCAACGCCUCGUUUCCCUCCCUAGUUCCGCCGAGAGAAAGGAGAAAAAAAAAAAAGUAAAUGCAAUUGAAACGGAGGGAAUAUUCGCCGGCGAAUUUCCGGUAAAUGUCUGAGUGGUUUAUCAGUAGGAAUCCUACUUUUUCGACGGCAUUCCCAAGUAGUUGUAUUACAGUUGUAAAUCCCAAUUUUAUUCUCCUUUCUUCAGAAUUCGAUUCGUAUACUCCUCAAUGCCUAUUUAAUAGUUUAACCACCACCAUGCGUCUCUCUAAACGCCAACUCUCGCUUCCUCUUUCUCUCUGCUUCUCUACUUUCUCUCCUCGUUCCCGUUUCCAUCAUUUUCCUGGAAAAUAUCCAGCUCCUCGAAGAGAAUUUCUCCACACUACUGGUUCGUCUUCCCUCUUCCUCCUACUACAUCGUUUUGCUUGUUUCAGCUAGGUUUCUUCUUCAUCGUGCUUGAUUUCUUGUUGUAGACCGUUUUCGUGUUCGCUGUGCUCUCUCUUGUUUUCGUAGUAGACUAAUGGUGUUAAUCGCAUAUUCAGUGACUUCGCUAUGACUGAUUUCUAUCUUCCGAUGGAUUUUCGUGUUAGCUAAUUUUGAUAGUAGCUUAGUUUUCUGGAAAUCAGAGUUUGUUGUUAGUGAAGAAUCGUAGAUCGGGAAGGAGGAUGUGGUAAUUAGUAGGUAUCUUUAAUCGUGGAAGUUGCAGUUUCUAGGUUUUGCCUGGAGCAUACCUUGGAAGAUACUUUAGGAUCAGGACUUAACGUGGUGCACGCUUUGAUCCUUUUGAUCGAGGGACAAGCCAGCUGUGUUUUAAGAGUUCGAUGGAAGAUCAGAAACCGAGUGCUCUCAGUGAAAAUGUGUUGCAGUUUCACACUGUGGGCUCCAGAGAUGGAUGUGACGUUCCCCAUGAAUGGUCCUCUCCGGAAGGAGGAAAGAAAAUUGAUAUAAGCAACCAAAUUUUCUGCAAUAGAUCGCUGAAUAUGAAAAAUAUUAUUGCCGUAGGCUUUGAUAUGGACUACACUCUUGCCCAAUACAAGUCCGAAACUUUCGAGUCCCUUGCUUAUGACGGAACUGUCAGGAAAUUGGUAUAUGAUUUGGGAUAUCCAAAUGAGCUGCUAGAGUGGACAUUUGAUUGGAAUUACAUGGUUAGAGGCUUGGUGCUUGACAAAAAGAGGGGAAACAUCUUAAAGAUGGAUCGCCAUAAAUACGUGAAAGUAGCUUACCAUGGGUUUAGGGAGCUCUCUAAGGAAGAUAAAGUUGAAAUCUAUGGGAGCAGCCUAGUACGAGAUUCUUUUGAUGAACCCGACUACGCUCUCAUAGAUACUCUCUUUUCACUGGCCGAAGCCUAUUUGUUCGCUCAACUUGUUGACUUUAAAGAUAAUAACCCUGAAAAAGUUCCCAAGGACGUUGAUUAUGCUCGGAUGUAUAAAGAUGUUCGUGCUGCUGUUGAUUUGUGCCACCGUGACGGAACUUUAAAGCAGAUGGUGGCAAAAGAACCUAAUAGGUAUAUCAAUGAGGAUACCACGAUAGUACCCCUUAUUAAAAUGAUCAGAGAUUCUGGACGUUCUACAUUCUUAGUAACCAAUAGUUUGUGGGACUACACAAAUAUUGUAAUGAACUUUCUCUGCGGAGGGCGCACAGUACAUGGUCCGCAUACUUGCAACUUUGAUUGGCUCCAGUAUUUUGAUGUUGUGAUCACUGGCAGUGCAAAACCUGGGUUCUUCCAUGAAGAUAGCCGUGCUAACCUUUUUGAGGUGGAACCUCAGUCUGGAAUGCUUAUUAAUACUGACAAUGGAACACCUAUGGCUCAGGUGGGAGAUCCUUCACCAAAAAUCUUACUGAAGAGUAAAGAUAAAGGUUGUCGAGUUUUUCAAGGUGGAAAUGUCGGGCAUCUUCACAGUUUGCUCUCAAUUGAGUCAAGUUCACAGGUACUUUAUGUUGGGGAUCAUAUAUACGGUGAUAUCUUGCGCAGCAAAAAAAUACUUGGCUGGAGAACUAUGCUUGUAGUUCCAGAAUUAGAAAAAGAGGUUGAACUUUUAUGGGAACUGAGGAAUAUGCGUAAGGAUCUUAUUUUGAUGAGAAAUGAGCGUGAUUCAGUUGAAGACAAAAUUCAUCACUUGAAUUGGUCUCUAAAGUUUGAGGAUAUCAACGAGAAUAAUAAGCACGAAAUGUUAUCAGCGCUCAAGGACUUAGAGUCUAAAAGAGAUAAAGUACGACAGAGUCAUCAACAAGCUCAAAGAGAAUGUCACCAAAAGUUUCACAAGGUCUGGGGGCAACUGAUGAAAACUGGCUACCAGAGUUCUCGAUUUGCUCAUCAGGUGGAAAGAUUCGCAUGCCUGUACACAAGCCAAGUCUCAAACCUACGCUUGUACUCACCAGACAAGUAUUACAGACCCAGUGAAGACUUCAUGUCCCAUGAAUUUCACCUUCUUCCUCUGUGAUUCAGCCCAAUGACCUCUAUAGCAGUGAGAGAGUAAAUCCAGUAAUGGUCUGGUUUGGUACUUAUUCUUAGUGUCUAUAAACAUUUCUUAGUUUCUCUUGCCUAUUUGCAUUUCAAUUUCACUUGGUACAAGCUUGCGACUCUAGUGACAUGUUAUCUUUUGGAAAUUUGUAUUGAAUGUCGAUGAUAUUCCUUAAAGAGGCAUUUCAGUGUUUACAAAACUUCAUAUUGAUUGAUCAUAUUUGGACCAAA